Messenger RNA from Exophiala oligosperma, 1018 nucleotides. Its product is annotated as NADH-ubiquinone oxidoreductase 23 kDa subunit, mitochondrial. The transcript has 2 exons. The coding region runs from base 68 to 754 and encodes 228 amino acids. Lineage: Eukaryota; Fungi; Ascomycota; Eurotiomycetes; Chaetothyriales; Herpotrichiellaceae. Gene Ontology annotation, biological process: mitochondrial respiratory chain complex I assembly; mitochondrial electron transport, NADH to ubiquinone. Gene Ontology annotation, cellular component: membrane. Gene Ontology annotation, molecular function: NADH dehydrogenase activity; 4 iron, 4 sulfur cluster binding. The record is from RefSeq and is a predicted model, not a curated record.
ACCUCUUUCUUCCUCCCUCUCCUUGCGCACGCCACUCAUUCUCAGCAAUCUGCGACAGGUACGCAAGAUGGCGUCGUCACUUCGUCCAGCAUCACGGCUGGUUGCGAGACCGAUGACAGCUUCAUAUGUCCUGCGACAAACAGAACGAACACCAUUUCUCCGCGCCACAGCUCAAUUCCAUACCUCGAGACCUCGGAAUGCCCUUCCAGCGGGCCCCCCUCCUUCAGGGUACCGAUUGCCUCGACCAAAGCGAUUUUACGAAGGGGAAAAUGCGGCGGACAAAGCCAGCAACUAUUUUCUACUCACAGAAAUGAUGCGCGGCAUGUAUGUUGUGCUGGAACAAUUCUUCAGAGCACCCUACACAAUUUAUUAUCCUUUUGAAAAGGGCCCCAUUUCUCCACGAUUCCGAGGCGAACAUGCCCUGAGACGCUAUCCUUCGGGCGAAGAGCGAUGCAUCGCCUGCAAGCUUUGCGAAGCUAUCUGCCCUGCUCUAGCCAUUACGAUUGAGGCCGAAGAAAGAGAAGAUGGAUCAAGGCGGACGACCCGAUACGACAUCGACAUGACAAAGUGCAUCUACUGCGGUCUCUGUCAAGAAAGCUGCCCCGUCGAUGCUAUCGUGGAGACACCCAACGCCGAAUACGCUACAGAGAACAGAGAAGAGCUGCUGUACAACAAGGAGAAAUUGCUUGCGAAUGGAGACAAGUGGGAGCCAGAAUUAGCUGCUGUGGCGAGAGCAGAUGCGCCCUACAGAUAGGACCUCAGAAGAACUCUUCCAGGUUGUACAUGUUUCUUUAUGGUCAACAGCGAGGCAUAUGAAAUAUUGCAACUGUGUUGAACUUUGUUCCGCAGAAAAUGGCAUUCCUACCAGAAAACAUGGCAAUCAUUCAUGUGAAAUUACGCGACUCAAUAGUAGUCGGACUUUCCUGCUGGGUCCUAUCCGACCAAACUACUGCAUAGGUAGGGACAGUCCAAAUUCCGUGAUGCUGAUUGUUGUUGACACCGACUAUCUUGCUCCGAG